Molecule: messenger RNA, 2638 nt
Organism: Momordica charantia (bitter melon)
Lineage: Eukaryota; Viridiplantae; Streptophyta; Magnoliopsida; Cucurbitales; Cucurbitaceae
Gene: ATZW10
Product: centromere/kinetochore protein, putative (ZW10)
Biological process (GO): endoplasmic reticulum to Golgi vesicle-mediated transport; mitotic spindle assembly checkpoint signaling; mitotic cell cycle
Cellular component (GO): chromosome, centromeric region; RZZ complex; nucleus
Source: RefSeq, a predicted model, not a curated record
UCCAAUCGCACUCCCCUCCCUACUCGACGGCGACGGCUGUUCAGGCGACUCCCACCGCGAACUGAAGCGACGACGGUGACGGCGGCGAACUCUCACGGCGAAUUCUGAGGCGACAAUUUCUCCACUCUUCUCGAUUUUGAAACCUAUUAAGCAACCCUCAUCGAAAAUAUUUCCAUUCCGAAACGCCUGUAUCCAGCUCCAGCGGCACAGUUCUUCAAAUUUCCGGCAACCGCUUAUUUCAACGUCCAUCGAAUUCAGACAUGGAGGCCUUAUUCGGUUCGAUCGAUAUACGGGAACUCCUCUCGGCCCAGGACAUCUCCGAUCCGACGGCGCCCCUCUCCGCCCCUGAUCUCCGCCUUCUCGUCAACCGCCUCGAGUCCCACUCCCUCCAGAUUAAGACCAGGAUACGCGCCUACUUACUUUCUCACCAUCAAGACUUCUUGGACCUCUUCUCCCUCUGCAAUGAUGCCGUUUGCCAGUAUCAAGAAAUCUCCAAGGACGUGUCAAAUGUGCUGGAGUUGACUACUGGCCGCCCGAUUGAAGCCAAGACGCGUGAGAUUAUCGAUGACAUGAAGGAAAAGACCAGGGGCGUGAGGGAGAAGAGGGAAUUGUUAGGGUUGGUGAAGGUAAUUGUGGAGUUGGACGACAGGUUGAAGGGUGUAAGAGAAGCAACAAGGAAAGGAAUGCUCAAAUUUGCCGCCGAGGAAGUGAGAGAGCUGAAGAACGCUCUACUGAUUUACAAUGACGAUGACUGUAAAGAUGGAGAGCCCUUGGUUUACGGGCUGCUGAGAAGGGAGUGGUACCAGUGCUUUGAGGAGAUUCAAGACUUGCUUGUAAAAAUCCUGGAACAUGCAGUAAGGUUUGAUCAGCAAUCAAUUAUGGUUCAAGUGAAACACUGGUCAAAAAUUGACGAAAUUGAUGGGAUUGAGCUUAGCACAGUUUUGGAAGCAAUGGAUGUUGUUGGUAUUCUAGAUUAUGGCCUCGCUAAAGUAGCUGAUUUGAUUAUUAAGUUUGUGGUCUCUCCGGCCUUAACUUGCAGCUCACCAAUAACAUAUGUAGAAGAAAUAAAUCAAGAUGCCGAAGGAAAUAAUGUAGCGGUACUGAAGAUAGUGCCUUCUCUAGGAAAGGUUGAGAACGUUGAUGGAGAAACCCUAUACUCGGGGAUAGUUCAUAUUGUUAAGUUUAUCUACAGACACAUAUGUUAUCAAAAUAGUUCUUGGAUUCAACGUUUUGGGAGAUUAACAUGGCCUCGGAUGUCAGAACUGAUUAUUUCAGGGUUUCUUUCGAAGGUAGUACCUAAAGAUGCUUCAAAGCUUGCUGGAUUUCAGAAGAUUGUUGAAAGUACAUCCAAAUUUGAGGGUGCAUUGAAGGAAUUGAUGUUUAUCUCUCCAGCCGAUGCAAAAGAUGAAAGGCUGAGUAAUUUUGCUGAAAAUGUUGAGGUUCACUUUGCUUCUGGGAAGAGGAAAGAAAUCUUAGCAAAGGCCAGAAAUUUACUUUUAAAAUGCGACUUUUCUGUCCCUGAAGAGUUCACAAUCAAAGGUGGUAAGCAAAAGGGCAACGAAGUAGCUAAAAUUUCUUCAAAUCAGGUUGUUGACUUACUUUUCAUAUCCGAGAGAUGUGUGGUAUCUGAAGCUGCCGCCGAACUGAUGGAGCUAGUGCAUCAAACGCUGCAGGAUGUCUGUUUGUCAUCCACCAGAGUUGCUUUGGAAUUUUAUCAUGCUGCUAGGGAUGCCAUACUCCUCUAUGAAGUUGUUGUUCCAGUCAAGCUAGAAAGACAGCUCGAUGCAGUAAAUCAUGUUGCAGUUCUCAUGCACAAUGACUGCCUUUAUUUAUCUCAGGAGAUACUUGGACUUGCAUUUGAGUAUCGGUUAGACUUCCCAGAUUUCCUAAAAGAACAUGCUGUCUUUGUUGACAUGGCUCCGAGGUUCCAUGAGAUGGCAGAAGAAAUCAUGCAUAAGCAGCUUCAGCUUAUAACCUGUAACUUGAACGAGGCUAUAGAUGGUGCAGAUGGAUUUCAUAAUACACAUAGAAGGCAACAAUUUGAAUCUGCAAAGUUCAGCAUAGAUCAGGUUGUGUUCAUUCUGGAGAAAGUACAUAUUAUCUGGGAGCCACUCUUGUUACCUUCCAGAUACAAAAGAUGCAUGUCUGCAAUCUUAGAGUUGGUUUUAUCUAGAAUCACAAAAGACAUACUCCUUUUGGAUGACAUAGCUGUAGAAGAAACAUUAGAGCUUCAAAGACUCAUUCAUUUGGUGUUAGACAACAUAUCAACUUUAUUGGAGUCCCUGACUGCAAAACACCAAGAGAAGUUGGAGGAGAGUCCCUUGUACAGUCUUGAUGUUUUUGUACCAUCUCUCAGGAAACUCCGUAAACUUGCAGAGUUAUUAGAUAUGCCUCUGGUAUCCAUUACAACUGAAUGGGAAACUGGAGAACUUCGCAGCUCCGGGUUUAGCACAUCUGAGAUCGAGGAUUUCAUCAAGGCCAUAUUUGCUGAUUCCCCCCUGAGGAAAGAAUGCUUAUGGAGGAUAGAAAGUACAAGCUCUUAAUUAUUCAAAGAACGCAACGGAGAGCUAUCUUAAGAUUUUACUUCAGCUGUAGUUUACAUGGCAAUGUGAGAAUGUGAACUGUUGUUAGCGCAUCA